This is a messenger RNA of Monoraphidium neglectum, 1074 nucleotides long. RefSeq lists its product as hypothetical. Gene Ontology annotation, cellular component: cytoplasm. The coding region runs from base 1 to 1074 and encodes 357 amino acids. The transcript is spliced from 5 exons. Gene Ontology annotation, molecular function: phosphatase activity; endopolyphosphatase activity. NCBI's taxonomy places the organism in Eukaryota, Viridiplantae, Chlorophyta, Chlorophyceae, Sphaeropleales, Selenastraceae. The record is from RefSeq and is a predicted model, not a curated record. Gene Ontology annotation, biological process: polyphosphate catabolic process.
AUGGGGGGCACAACAUCCCGCCCCGCCGCAACCUCGCCAGUCCUUGCCCCAGCCGUGGCGCCCGCCCCGCAGCCUGUCACCACCGCCGCGGCUGCUGCGACUGCUUCCAGAGUGACCGCCACACCCUAUGGCAGCCCGCCGCCGCCCGUCCUGCACCUCGAGCUCACAACCGCCGCACCAGGGCAGCUGCGCGGCGGCGGGCGCGUCGUCAUUGUAGGCGACGUGCACGGCUGCAGCGACGAGCUCACGGCGCUGCUGGCCAAGCUGGGGUUCAUUGCUGGCCUCGACAACCUGCUGCUAGUGGGGGACCUGGUCAUCCGCACCGCGCGGGAGCUCGGCGCCUGGGCGGCGCGGGGCAACCACGACGACGCUGCGCUGGCCGCGCACAGGGAGAUAGCAGCCGGCAGGGACGUGCCGGGGAAGCACAAGUGGGCGGCAGGGCUGAGUGAAGACCGAGAGGCCCUGGACUACCUGACAAGAUUGCCGUUCUCUAUCAGCCUGCCGCAGCUAGGGUUGCUUGUGGUGCACGCGGGAGUGAUCCCUGGUGUCAAUCUGGCCAGCCAGGACUUGGCAGUGCUCUACAAGAUGAGGGAUCUGACGCGGCUGGCCAACGACGCGUCCUGGGAGUGGCUAGAAAAAGGCGUCAAAGGCGGCGGCUCGGCGGCGUGGGCCAAGUGUUGGGACGGGCCACAGCACGUGGUUUUUGGGCACGACGCGAAGCGGGGGCUGCAGCGCGAGCGCGCCGCCACGGGCCUCGACACUGGCUGCGUUUACGGCAACUCCCUGACCGCCUGCGUGCUGCCGCCGCCGGACGGCCUGGCGUCGUCCGAGGCUCUGCGUGCGAAGUUGUCGGCGCGGAGGCCGCCCAGACUGCAAGACUUGGGGGCGGAACUGGUCAGCGUGCCGGCGGCGCGUGUGUAUGCCAAGAAGGACGAUGACGGCAGCGGCGGCAAGGCAAGCAAAGAGGGUGGGAAGGAGAAGGGGAAGGAGGGCAAGGAUGACAAGGAGGGCAAACAUAGAAAGGAGGGGGAGGCGGGCAAGGGCAAGGGAAAACAGAAAGGCAAAAGCAAAUAG